Messenger RNA from Anthostomella pinea, 222 nucleotides. Lineage: Eukaryota; Fungi; Ascomycota; Sordariomycetes; Xylariales; Xylariaceae. The record is from the annotation of a GenBank genome assembly.
AUGUCGUCCGCAUCAAACGAAGGCCGCCAGUCCCCUGACCCCUCGACCCAGUCGGGCGCCCAGCUGCACGACACCCCCGCAUCUGGCCAGGGCACCGACAAGGCACCCAACAAGAAGGAAGGCAUGGAGGACCAGCUCAAGGGCCUGUCCUCAAACCCCAAGGGCCCCGUCGAUGACGCUCUCGAAGACAAGUUCAAGAAGGACGGGAAGUCGGGUCACUAA